AUGGUUUUGCUUCAGCGGCCGUUCUGGCUUCUGGGGGCAGCUGCCCUUCUUUUGUGGGGCUGCUCAGGCUACACCUCCUCGCAUUCCCUACACUAUUUCUACACAGGAGUGUCAGAGCCCAGCCAGGGGCUGCCCCAGUUCAUCACUGCAGGGUACGUGGACGACCAGCUCUUUGUUCAGUAUGACAGCGACACCAGCAGAGUGAUGCCUCGAGUUCCCUGGAUCGAGAAAGCAGUGGUGUUUGACCCCCAGUACUGGGACACAGAGACCCAGGCCUCAAGGGGCAAUCAGCGAACCUUCAGAGAGAAUCUGAUGAUUCUUCAGAAUCGCUAUAACCAAAGUGGAGGGCUACACACCCUACAGUUCAUGUAUGGCUGCGAGCUGAGCAAUGACGGGCGCAAAAGAGGAUAUGUGCUGUAUGGCUAUGAUGGGAGGGACUUCAUCAGCUUUGACCAGGAGAUCCUCACUUGGGUGGCAGCCGAUAUCAGGGCACAACUGACCAAAAGGAAAUGGGAUGCUGAUCUGCAGAUCGCCCAGCGUUGGAAGACCUACCUGGAAGGGACCUGUAUUGAGUGGCUGCAGAAAUACUUGGGCUAUGGGAAUGAAACUCUGCUGAGAAAAGAGUCCCCAACGGCAACAAUCUCACUCAAGGCAAAUGACAACGGCCAGGAAACCCUUUUCUGUCAGGUCUACGGUUUCUACCCCAGGGAGAUUGAUGCUACCUGGAGGAAGGAUGGGGAGGUCUGGGUGGAGAAAACCUUCCGGGGGACUGUCAGUCCCAACUCAGAUGGAACUCAUUACACCUGGCUCAGCAUUGAAAUUGACCCCAGAGAGAAGAACCGCUUCCAGUGCCAUGUGGAACACGACACCCUACUGAAACCCCUGGACUUGACCUUGGAGAAAUCUGCCUCCAUACUCCUAUGGUUCAUUGUGGGAGCCAUGGCCAUGGUUCUGGCUUCUACUGUCCUGCUGGUGUCUGGGAUCGCCUGUUUUAUCAAGAAAUGAAGAGUAGCAACUUACAAAGUAGCAUCAAGCCAGUGAUUCCUUCGUCUCUGAGAUAUUGAAGUUGCUGCAGUGUGAGCAGGGGGCAGAAGGAAUCCACCAAGUCCUGCCUGGAAUUAUUUCUACUGAGAGGGGCUGCUAGCCCUUCACACUCCCUGUUAUGCGGCCUAAUCCUGGUUCUGGUCCAGCACCACCAUUCCGCCGGCAGCUGGCAAAAUGAUCUGGGCUGGAGAUUGGGAAUGUCUCCCUGAUGGGUUUGGAUAAUUAUGUUUUUAUCUGAUUUUUCAGAAGUAUAUAUAUUGAUCAGGAAAGUGCCAUAUAUUUGUAAUUAAAAACCUUUUUAAAAUGGA
This is a messenger RNA of Hemicordylus capensis (graceful crag lizard), 1352 nucleotides long. RefSeq names its product H-2 class I histocompatibility antigen, Q9 alpha chain-like. The record is from RefSeq and is a predicted model, not a curated record. Gene Ontology annotation, cellular component: external side of plasma membrane. The transcript has 6 exons. Lineage: Eukaryota; Metazoa; Chordata; Lepidosauria; Squamata; Cordylidae. Gene Ontology annotation, biological process: immune response. Bases 1 to 1005 code for a protein of 334 amino acids.